UAUUUUACUUGAAAAAUAUACAAUGAAUGGUAUCUUGGUUAUAAAUAUAUUGCUUGUCCCGUCGCAACAUAUAGUAACACGUACGGACUGAGCUGUGGUAAGACAUGUACUGAAGUACGCAUGUAUAUGUAACAACAUUUGGAAGAUCAAAAUGUUCUGUUUUGGAACAUGGCAUACGGAAUAUCGAGUUAUAAUAUGUAAGAGGGGACACACAAAACAACUUCCAAGAAUUAAGGCACUAAUACAAUAUGGUUCUGGUAUUAACAGUAAUUAAGUGAAGUUAAUUAAAAACAGCUGUAUUGAUUAAUACAAUAAGAGAGGUUGAGUGAAAUUAUGUGAAUGGUUCAGUGCGAGCUGAAUGAAGUAGGCCAGGUUCAACCGUUCAAGUUACGGCUGAUUUGGUGGUGGAACACGAGAAAAGACAUGUGGGAUUGUGUUUUGGCCUUGAGAUUAAUUUAAACGUUUGUCUAAGCUAACAGGUCACAAAUUUCAAGUAACUUGUUCCAGUAGAAAAAAAUAGUAAUUGAGCUUAGGAAGUUUCGUAUAGAUGUUUAUCUUAAGCUACACUACUAAAAAGAAAAUUAAUUGGAAAUAAGUUUUAAAAUAUGCUUGGGAAAUUUAACCAAUUUUGUAAAGCAAUAAACGUGACACACUCGUUACAAAACACAAGUAUUUCAAUGUAUAAUACGUGUUAAACGGUGAGGAAAACAAUACCACUGGUGCAUUUUCAUACAUCUUUCUCACUAUGAUAUCCAUAUGAAACUAUACAAUAUCUCAUAAGUUUGGUUUUCCAUUAUAUAUGUGUUGUUAGUCUAAGAAGCUAGACACUGCAAAUAUACAUACUAAUUACAUGUAUAUUCACACACGUAUAUUACAACUUAGUAUAUAUCAAACUAAUAUAUUAGUAUAUAGAUAAACUAACUAAAGUGUAAUCUGUGAUUCAGCAAAAAAAAAAAAGAAACUAAAGUUAUAUAUGAAAGUGGUUGUAUUUUGUUUUGCGAGUAAAAACGACUCAAAGCAUCCCCAUUUUUGUGGGAUCUGUUUAUCUCAUUUGAGGCAAAAUGGCUCUAGUCACAUUGAAUCAGUCAACAUGAUGAUAAACAAAACAAAUGACAAAGCAGUUACAAGUAUGCUAUCUUUGAUGUACCAUAUACGCCCCCAAAUGGAUAGUCUAAUCAAAAGAUUAACACUUACAUGAGCUAUGUAAUUAGCUAUAUUUAGCUUACGGCAUUAUAAGAAUACACUUCAUACUAUUAAUCGGUGUUUCAAAAAAAAAAAAAACUACUAUUAAUCAAAAAAUAUAUAUUUUAUCGUCACUUAUUAUUGUAGUGCAUAAAAGAAUAAGGUAUGCAACCAAAUGGCCGACCAAUGUAUCUUGGUUGGUGUAUUUUCACAUUGUUAUGUAAAGUUUGGUGACGUGACUCAACCAUAAGAAAUUAAGAAUAAUUUUCUUAUGGAUAUCUACUCGUUUAUUUUAAACUAAAACGUACAAUGCAGACAAAAACUUAUAGCUAUAAAAACUCAUUCGAACGAGUAUCUUCCUCAUCAAAUCACUUAACCUUCUAAAGCUCAACUCUCUCUUAACAAAAAUCACAGUCUUUCUAUCCCUACUUAAAUCUUCUAGAAGAUUCGUUCAUCAACCUGUUAUUCAAGGUAAAAACAAAGCGGAUAUGGAAAGCAUCAUCAUGAACUUGAAGAGAAAGGAGAAGAAAUCACAAAGUAGAAGACUUGGGAAGUAUCUUAAAGAACAGAAAGGGAGGAUUUACAUCAUUAGAAGAUGUGUGAUGAUGCUCCUUUGUUCACGUGAUUGAUAUUUCAUUUAUUCGUUACGAUACAUUGUAACAUGUACAAACAUAUAUACAUGUACGUGUAUAUAUGUGUGUGAGAGUGUUCAGAAAUCAGGGUAAAGCAUGUAUACACACGUAUAAAUGUUUGUGCCCUAAUGCGAAAUUUUGUAAAUGAAAAAGUUACUUGUUACUACAACAUAUUGAUUGUUCAUCAUUUAUCGAAUCUUUGAAACAUAAAUUAAACAAAGAUUUAGCUAUUCUGAUUCUAAGUGCGUAUAGUAAAAUAGAAACUUGAAAAUACGGGCUAUAUGAAUUUUUAAUAAUUCACUCAUAUAGAAACAAUGUAGAUGCAUAUUUAAUUUAUACGUUUCAAAGGAUAAAGAAGAUGGCUACAUGUAUCUCACAAUACAUGAAAUACAUUGAAAGAGCGGCCAUUGCAUUUCAUAAUAGUAUAUGAGUUUUUUCGAUGUAUGGGGAAUAAGAUAGUAGUAAUAUAGUAUGCUUCAUAUGCUGGGAACAGUGUCACAAAGUAUAGUUCAUUAAUCAAUUCGCAAGUUGGGAGAAGAGAUUGGGUUUCACAUGUAUAAAUAUGUAUGUAGCUUCCUCGAAAUCAUUCUACAUUUCCUUACAUUUCUUCACUCACUUGUGUUAUUAUCACUCCAUUGACUAUUUUUCGUUUUGUUCCAUCUAAUACGUUAAGAGUUUCUUAUUGUUAUUUUCUUUUAAUCCUGUGAUAAGAACAUAAGUAA
Brassica napus (rape) is the source of this 2536-nucleotide messenger RNA. RefSeq names its product small polypeptide DEVIL 2. The record is from RefSeq and is a predicted model, not a curated record. Bases 1671 to 1811 code for a protein of 46 amino acids. The transcript has a single exon. Gene Ontology annotation, biological process: negative regulation of cell population proliferation. Lineage: Eukaryota; Viridiplantae; Streptophyta; Magnoliopsida; Brassicales; Brassicaceae.